This is a messenger RNA of Triticum turgidum subsp. durum (durum wheat), 201 nucleotides long. Lineage: Eukaryota; Viridiplantae; Streptophyta; Magnoliopsida; Poales; Poaceae. The record is from the annotation of a GenBank genome assembly.
AUGGCCGCUGCAACUCUCCCUAUUGCAUCGUUGAGGUCACCAAUCACAAAUCAAUCAGUCUUGCACCUAAUGGGACAGGUCAAGGAGGAGGAAAAGGAGGCAGAGGCGCCUAAAGAGAAGGUUGACAUGAAGAAGGUCCCAGAGCAUGUCCGGGAGAUGCAGGAGGCUCUUGCGAAGAGGCAGGAAGUGGAGGAAGAAUAA